Molecule: messenger RNA, 249 nt
Organism: Ilex paraguariensis (yerba mate)
Lineage: Eukaryota; Viridiplantae; Streptophyta; Magnoliopsida; Aquifoliales; Aquifoliaceae
Source: the annotation of a GenBank genome assembly
AUGCUCAAAGUUUCAACCCCAAAUGGAGCAAAAGAAGUUCCUUUCUUGGCAGUAGCAUUAACUGUAUUGAACCCGAUCGUCACUUUUGUCAAACAACUCGUCAAAACAGACGAAUUGCUGGUUGGUGAAGACGUUCACAGGCGACGAUCGACUGACUCGAGAAGGGCUGCAGUACUGUUGUUUCUGAGGUCAGUUGCUGGGGUGUGGUGGAUUGCUAUGGGUUUUGGAAUGGUUCACUUUGUGGACUAA